Messenger RNA from Cottoperca gobio, 2934 nucleotides. It is a transcript of the gene zbtb32, whose product is annotated as zinc finger and BTB domain containing 32. Gene Ontology annotation, molecular function: RNA polymerase II cis-regulatory region sequence-specific DNA binding; protein binding; DNA-binding transcription factor activity, RNA polymerase II-specific. Gene Ontology annotation, biological process: regulation of transcription by RNA polymerase II. The record is from RefSeq and is a predicted model, not a curated record. Lineage: Eukaryota; Metazoa; Chordata; Actinopteri; Perciformes; Bovichtidae. The transcript has 5 exons. Bases 127 to 1686 code for a protein of 519 amino acids.
UGUACCCAGAGAGACAUGUCGUUCUACAAGUCACUUCAUAGUCAUGCUGCGAAGUAGCUCAUUAUUCUCCAGGGAGAAUAUUCACUGAACACCGGACUUUUGAUAACAUUUCUACAAACUUCAGAAAUGAUCCGAAUCAACAACACCCAAUACUACCACUUCCUGCAGCAGGCAGAUGCCUUACGUCGCUCAGGGUCACUCUGUGAUGCCAUCAUCUCAGUAAAGAGUCAGACUUUCAGGGCUCAUCGGCUAGUCUUGGCUUGUGCUAGCAGAAGACUAGCGCAGCAGCUAGCCCAGGCAGACGAAGACAGCCCAGCCCACUGCACUCUGGAGUAUUUCUCACCCCGCACCUUCCAGCAAGUUCUGGACUUCACCUACACACAGACUCUUGAGGUGUCUGUGGAUGACCUGCACCUGCUGCUGAAGGCUGCUCAGCUGUUGGAGAUGCAGCCGUUGGAGGACCAGUGCCUGAAGCAGCUGGGCAAUCUCUACUACAGAGUCAGAGAGGAGGGUGAAAGAAGAAAAAUCACAUGCGUUGAAAAAGAAGAAGAAGAAGAAGAAGAAGAAGAAGAAGAAGAAGGAGAGGAGAUCACUCAAAAGCAAAAAGGAAGUCCAGUUCAAGAUGAGAAACUCCAAGAGACUCCUUCCCCAGUGGAUGAGGCAAGCGACUGCAUUGUCAUGGGAAACCUAGCGCCCUCUGAUCCUGCUAAGAACCCCAACAUUCCGCCAUUCCCGAGGAAGAAGCCUAAACUCUCUCCUGUGUCAGCAACAUCCUAUAACAGAGACUGUGUUAUCAACAUGCCUACCAGUAGUAGUUCCUCUUUCCCUUAUCCCUGGAAUUUCCCUACAAACAUGUGGAGCUCUGUGAACACCCUGAGGCGGAUAGCAGGGAACUAUCCAAGCUCAAUUGCAGAUCACCCACUUCAGUCCCCAAACCAGUCCUCUGUUGCAUACCCAUUCUCCCUCUCCACCCCCAACAUGUUUCCCCUACUCAGCUCUCAUUUUCAAAGCCCUGUUCACAGCUCUGUAAUGGGCUUCUUAGGCUUUCAUCCACAUUAUACACAAAACCUUUACGCUGCGUCUACAGGGAUGGGGAGGAUAAUCAGGCAAGGCCUGUUGAAACGAAAAAACCCCAGCCCAAGAGCAUUUACUGAGACGGGUCAAACCAGUGAGCCGAGUUACCAUGAGGUACCGAAGGCCAGCAGAGAGAGAGUUAAAGACUGCCAACACUGCAGCACCAGCCUCCUUGGUGAUCCAGCGCAGCGGGAGUCAGCCUCCACACCACCAGAUGAGACUUGUGCAGGUUGUCGGUUCUGUGAAAGUAGAGAUGUGGUGCAGCAUGAACCACAAAGCCAUCAACAAGAACACAGAGGACAAAAGCCCUACCAGUGCCAACACUGUCCCAAGAAAUUUAGUCUGAAACAUCAGCUGGACACUCACCACCGAGUUCACACCGGAGAGAAACCCUUCGAGUGUCGUAUUUGUGGCCAGCGCUCACGGGACUACUCAGCGAUGAUCAAGCACCUGCGGACUCACGGCGGGGCCACGCCCUACCAGUGCACAGUGUGCCUGGAGUUCUGCAAUAGCCUGGUCUCCAUGAACAAACACGUCAAGAGCCACGCGGUGCAGGACUUCCCUCCGGACUGGAGCAUCAACAGCACUUACCUGUACAACUCACACAUCUGAGCCUCACAGCACACUGUCUUUACAAAGUUCUCAUAAAUGUAGCUUGAAUUUGUGCCUCUUAUGUACUAUCAUGUCAUUUGAAUAACAGCUGCUAAUCAUUUGAUUUUCUUAAGGAUAAUCCCAGAUAAGGUGUGAAAAACCAAGAAGGUCCUUUGACAACACUUACCACUGUUUUAAAGGUGUUUUUAAAGUGUUGCAAUAACGUCUAUACAAACUGAAACUACUCCGAAUACACAUUCACAACUAUAGAAGAGAGAAAUGUUGCACUAAUUGCCAAUGACAUGUUAGAAAAGGUACUGAAAGUGUUUACCAUUUCUUAUUAGGUCAUGUCCAUGCAGCAAAGUUACAGCAACAGCUUAUUGUACAGUAAUGUGUUAACUUUGUAAGUUUGACCUGGGUUUAUAGCGCCCUCAUGAGGGCAACUACUGUAACAAAUCAGGGUUUUUUUCUGUAGUAGUGCUCACAAAUGAAUCACCAUGUAAAGAUGGGUCAAGUGGCUGAGGGUUUUUAUUAAGUGCUGGAACAUUUAAAAACAGACUACAUUCAUUGAUCCAGCACUUAAAAACCUGCAGCCAUUAUAUGAUCCUGUGUUAUUAUAGUCAGAGAAAAGCAGAAAGAGAAGAGUUCUCUCCAGUGUCAGUCAACACAACUUCAAGUUAGCCAAAUCCCAUACAUCAUAACAUUUGGGACUGUAUUUAUGCAACACAGACAAAAAGGAAUGCCGUAGGCAUCUUAAUAUUUCACCGGACAGCUCAUUAAACUGCUCUGGUUCAUUGAGAUGAGAAUAACAGCGUUUGAAGGCAGCCUUGUCUGUCUAUCUAGUGACAAACAAUAGUUUAGCAUUUUUUAUUUUUUUACUCUUCCAUUAAAAGUAGAUGUUCUGCAUAAUCAGUCACUGAUGCCACUGCUGCCUAUUUCACAAGUUGCAUGCUAUGGAUAUAUUUAUACCAAGCGGUAUUUACCUGCCAUAAAUCUCAAAAAGCAACACAGAAGUUAUGCGACUAAAGUUAUCCCAGAAGUCAUAUUUAUCAUGUUUUGUAUGUAACCGUACACAUUGUUUCCUAGAGGGAGCUUUCAGUAGAGUUUAAGACACUGAAAUAUUUUUUGUUUUUUUGUACAGUAUUAUCUUAAUGUGUAUGGGGUAUCAAAUGAAAAGUAGUAGUUCAUUCAGUUCAUUUAUAGGCUUUGAAUUGAUCAAUAUGCCAUGACAUGCCACCUUGGCAAUUAUUUGUCAUUUGUACAAAUAAA